CUGGAUCUCUGACCAUCAUGAACAUCACAACCACAGAUGCUGGAGUUUAUCAUCUUGUCAUCAAUGGAAAAAACAGUGAUAAGAUCUUCAGUGUUACCGUUCAAUUUUUUUUCAGUGAUGGUAAAGAUGGAGUGUCAGUACUUUUGAUGGAGAGAGAUUCUGUUACUUUCCACACUGAUGUUAAAACAAACCAAGAAGGCAGAAUAAGAUGGUAUUUCAAUGACACUCGCAUCGCUCAGAUCAGUGGAGAUCUCAGUAAGAUCUGUACAGAUGUUCAGUGUAAUAAAGGUACUGAGAGAUUCAGAGACAGACUGAAGCUGGAUCAUCAGACUGGAUCUCUGACCAUCAUGAACAUCACAACCAAUGACUCUGGACUUUAUGAACUAAUCAUCAGCAGUAAAAACAGUGGCGAGGGUGACACAGCCUUCCAUUUUGGCAUCCAUGAUGUUUCUGCCCUUAAACUAGAUGAAAUGAAGGAGGGAGGAAAUGUCACUUUAUAUACUGAUGUAAUAAAAAAACCAAAAGAUGUGAUGACGUGGCAUUUUAAUGACAUUCCCAUCACUGGAGAUCAGAGUAAGAUCUGUUCAGAUGAUGAGUGUAAAGAGAGAUUCAGAGACAGACUGAAGCUGGAUCAUCAGACUGGAUCUCUGACCAUCAUGAACAUCACAAACACUGACUCUGGACUUUAUAAACUACUGAUUAACAGCAGCAGAUUCAGCAUCGUUAGGAACUUCACUUUUCUUGUUGCUAGUCCACCUUCAACUGCUGGAGAAGGAACACAUGCCACUGAGAUUGAUCGAGUUAUUAUUGGCGCUGUUGUUGUUGUUGUUGUUGUUGUUCUGCUCCUAGUUGCAGUACCAGUUGUGGUUUACUAUUGCCGCAAAAGAAGUAAAAAAACAAAACAAGAAGGCAAGUAUUACAUACAGCUAAUCUUACAGAAUGUAAAUAUGAGAUGUUUUGUUACAAAAAUAAUCUAUACAAAUUUGAAGUGUCUUUUUAUUUUAAACGACUGAAGUAAGAUUUUGUUUUAUUGUUUAAACAGGCACCACAGUGAAGGACAAUCAUGAUGAGGAGACUGGUGUAGCACAACGUUUUCUACCGGAGCAAAAUGAUAUUGAAAUGAGUGAUGUUAGUGGGAAGACUACUGAUCAGACUGUGGCUAUUGGGAGAUCACAGUAAUCAGUAAUCUGCAUCAACACCAGCGGCAUGAAGUUAUAGUCCAAACCAUUUUUAAGCAAAAUGUCCUUUUCCUUUGAAGUGAAGUCAUAGAAAUUGUGGAGCAAAUGGGAUCAUUUACUAUUAUUAUUUUUCCCAUUCACUACAGUAGAAGUUUAACAAACUGUGAUGACGAUCUUCUGAGAACAAAGGAGAAAAAAAGGUUCACAUGAAUUCUGAAAUUCUCUGUGAUGGGUCACUCGAGCUGCCACAAGAAUCAUUUUUGCCUUGAGAACAAAAAAAAGCUGACAUUUUGAAAAAGCUUUUUUUUUUUUUUUUUGUAAAUGUUUAUUGCAGUCUAUUUACUGACCAGUUCAUAAGAUCUAAAUGAGCACACUGGUGUUCAAAAGACACCAUUCAUUCAACACGCAUGUUUCUGAGUCCGACUGA
Molecule: messenger RNA, 1605 nt
Organism: Carassius carassius (crucian carp)
Lineage: Eukaryota; Metazoa; Chordata; Actinopteri; Cypriniformes; Cyprinidae
Exons: 5
Coding region: 18-1013 (331 amino acids)
Source: RefSeq, a predicted model, not a curated record